Molecule: messenger RNA, 20974 nt
Organism: Porites evermanni
Lineage: Eukaryota; Metazoa; Cnidaria; Anthozoa; Scleractinia; Poritidae
Source: the annotation of a GenBank genome assembly
AUGUUUCGAACUAAGACAACUGUCCCGGAAGAGGUGUUCGUAUUUAGAGAGGUUUUGGUAAGGAGUUGUUGAUAAAAAUUAUAUAACCAAAAACUCAUCUAGUGGGAGGCAAAUUUUGCAAGUGCCUGGUCAAGGAAUUAUACCAGGGACCACUGAGAAAUAAAUCCAGCUAGCGCUCAGCUCGUUGUUGGACUGACUUUAGUAUCGAGUAUAUUCAAUUUAUUUUAACUUCCACGGAGCUAACUGCUGUUUGUGUAUGUCUGUCCAGCCGGCAAUAUGAAAGAUUCACGUGAUAUGGUCUGUCGGAUUUCAGCAGGCAUAAUUUUGAGCAUUUUUUGGAAUUAGAGUGACUACGGUGGCAACGUUUUACACUUUAAAGAGUGUUGUCAAUCAUAUCUUGUACCACUCGAAAGUGAAGUGUUUGUAGCCAUGGAAAUACACUAAGGAGCUGUCCACACUUGGUACUCGGGAACCAGUGCCUGGGUACAGGUACAAAAUGCUGUUGUGUUCACACCUUGAGUAACCGAUAUGUGAAGUCCUGUGUUCAUAGGUAUCCCAUUUCGCCCUGCCAAACACCAUUUUGAAACAUGAGCUUAGCAACGAAUACAAAGAAGUGGAAUGCCGAAGAACUAACAAAAACGAUGUGCUAACAGGGACUCAGUGCCCACUUUUUUGCUCGAGUACACUGAAGGUCUCGAACGUGCCCGAAUUCUAGGGUGGGUGAGGGUGAGUUCACGUUAGUGCCCAGUGAGUACCGCACUCGGCCGCGGGUACCGUGCCCUAGCACCAAGUUUGAACGCUGCAUAACAUGCAGUGGCCUUCUGUUGCAAAAGGUACUAUGCCACUCCCACAAAUCCAAGUUUAUUUGAUACUGUUUGAUAUUAAGGAAGGGAGGGAAUGAAUUGACUGAAACAUGGAAAAUUCGCGCAGUCUUGUCUCCGUUUGACCGCAGUGUUAUUCGUUAUAGUCACGGUUCAGGUCCCUUUUCCUCUCCGUCUGAUAGUUGAAUGGUGUUGAAUCUCACGCAAAGUUUUCAGUAAUGUUUAUUAUGUACGUACUUCAAGUCAUGAUAGAUGUUCACACCUUUUCAUGGAAAACCAAUGAGGUGCGACAUAACCUCUUAGACCUCUUUGCAGCGUAAUAAAAUAAAGAAACAAAGAGAUUAGAUCAAGCUUAAAUUUGUCUCUUACAAAAGUUUAAACCACAUGGAAAAUUGUAAAAAGGUCGCCCUAGAAAGUGGCCGCUUCCACUCACCAGAAGUGGUCGUUUAUUAGAGGUACCAACUAUAACAAGGCUUUGAUUGGAAAAUGUUUUGUGUUAUGGAAAGGUUAUCGCUUUGAGACGUGGUCACUUACAAGGGAUGAUCGCACAAGAAGGUUUGACUGUAGAUGGAUUUACAAUCGAGGGAAAAGAAAGAAUUUCCCAUAGAAAAAGAGAUAUUAGAGUGAGUUUCGUAUUCCUAAGACUGUCCAUUAAAAUUCUCAAGGUCAAGUAAAAUUGAUGUUACUCAGAUAUAAAGAACAAUGUCCUCUAGUAGGCAUUUUGAAACAAGAAAAGCAGAUCUGAAAGUCUCUUCCCUCAGUCAAUGUUUCAAAUAAGCGAUUUCUUAACAACAUCUUGGUUGCAGGUUUUUGCCAGCCAGUGCUUCAAACAAGGUGAACGAACAGACGUAGCCCAUCAUAAACACUCAAAUUGUUAUUAAUUACUGUUGUUGUUUGAUUUAGUGCUUGUUAAUGAGUUUCCCCACUUUCCCGAUUUCGGAUCCAACCUGUCCCCCCGGACCAGUGGCCCCCGUAAGGGGGACUCCUAUAUGAAGUAGACGGGGAUGCUCAACGAAAAAGCCAAUCAGGGCGUGGCUCAAGCUUGCCCCUAUAAAAAGGAAACCAUAAAUGCGCCUUUCCCCGAAGCAUUUGUCUCGCGAUCCUCUCUCGCUUCGCGCUUGACUUCCUUCGCAUAAAAAACGCGAAAAAAAGACAAAAUAAAAUAAAUAACGCGUCAGUUUUCCGUAGGCUAUACUCUAACAUAAUAUCAGGGCAUUUGUUUCUGGCAUAGCUUUAUCGGCUUUCCGACAUAAACGCUCUAAGAAAAAACAAACUCUGUAAUUUCUACUCCUAUACGAGACGACGAGCAUCCCCGUAAAUUUCAAAUAUAGUAGUCCACCCCGGCCGCAGAUGGGGCCUACGUUUGCUUUAUAAGGGGAAGGCCUCCUCGGUGUGAUACCAGUCAGUCAGCUCACAGGUGGCCCAAGCGUAAUAUGGGCCACCUGUGGCGUAAUAUGAGAGUUUGUAUGGGAAAUAUAGAGUUUGAAACUUAGAUGAAAUAAAUGAAGUAAAAGCGAUAAAAGUUAUCAAUAAAGUGUAAAUAUUGUUACUUGGAGUCGUUGUCUUUGUUUUCACGAAGUUUCAGCGCGAUUUGAGUACUUUUACAUCAUCUGACCUGACUGUGUAAUAAUAAGAGAGCUUUAUUGAUAACUUUUAUCGCUUUUACUUCAUUUAUUUCAUCUAAGUUUCAAACUCUGAUUUUCCCAUACAAACUCUCAUAUUACGCCACUGGUGUCCCAUAUUACGCUUGGGCCACCUGUGGUCAGCCAUGCGUGCAAACGAGUUAUCACUUUUGCUUUUAACAGAUCGCAGAAAAGUCUAAAGAAUCAUCGGUAAGCCCCGCAACAGAGCUACAGAACGAUGCGAAGAGUAGUAAGAUAAAAAUAGGUGAAGUAUCACCGGUGCAAGAGGAUGAUGUACGUGAUAUCCUGGAAACUCCUCCCCAACAACAGCAACGCAAAGCUAAAUCGACUAUGGUCAAGAUGGCUCUUUUGGCACCGCUAUGCCUUAUCAAUCUCAUAGUGUUUGGGGCUUUCUCAGUGCUAUCGCCCUUCUUUUCUAAAGAGGUACAUAAAAGAGCUUGUAAGUUUUACGUACCGCGGUUUGUGUGAAAAAUCGUUUUUGAUCUCCCUUGAAUUGAUUGGCAUCAAAGGUGUGAUAGUUGGGCUGAACCACCUAGACUUCAUAACAGAGGUCCUCGAAUGUGCUGGUGACAAUCUGCUACUGCGCACACCAAGGUCCAAACCUUUGAAGAGGGUCAGAAAAAAAUUCAAUUUUUUUUUAAAAAGAAUUUUUUUUGGAAUUUGGUUGAAAAUUAAAAACAAAAUCUCCGAAUUCCCUUUCUCACACAUAUAUAACUUGCACAGUUCAGAAUAAGUAAUUUUUCACCACAAACACUGGUUUAACCCUAAAUACUGGUUACGGUAAAAACAACAACAGUUAACAAUUAAAUAACGAACCUAUUUCCCAUGCAGUAAUAUAAGGUGAAGCCAAAUUUUGACUCUACUGAACACUAUUAUUUUAGGCGCAGCGCAGAGGAGCAACGGGUUCUGUGGUUGGAUUUAUUUUUGGAAGUUAUCCACUUGUGAUUGUCCUUUCUUCACCAAUUUUUGGACGCCUGGUAAGUAACGAUCAACCCAGUGGGAUCACUGUUUCCCUGUUUUACUGUGUAUGUAACCAGUCUAAUUCAAAACUGCACCUGAAUUUAUAUACUCCAUAAGUGGCUUUUAAUGGACAAGGUGGAGGAUCUGCCCCACUGUUAACCCGAAUUCCGAAAUCUGAUAAAUCUGGAAUCCUGAAAUCUGCAAUCCACCUCAAGGAAUCCGGAAUCCCGCUAAAGAUUGAAAUCCGGAGUCCAAGUUCCACUGACAAGCAUUCCGGAAUCCUGUACAUGGAAUCCAGAAUCUACACUGUGUCUCGGAUUACUUUAUAUGGGGUAGAGGCAGAAGGAUGCUUAAACAGGAUUUCUUCACAAAUAGGUUGCUCUCCUUAGGUACAACUUGUAAAGGUUGCACUUGAUGCUGGUCUAAAACGCUUUUUGAGCGGCCGAUUAGAUGGUGAAUUUCAGCCCGGAAGCAAUGUUUAAAAUUGGGCGGAAAAAUUUGCAGGAAAAUUUUCCACAUCCAAAACUAAAGCAGUACACACGCCCAAGUUCAUAUUUUGCGCGGUCUGAAGUUUGAAUUUGAUUGCAUGGAGUUUCUUUUGUCCAUUUGACCGGGCUGAAUUUUGGGCGACCGCUUCUACCUGCGAGCUGCAGACGUAUUUCCGGUCGUCGCUUCUCUAAAGCCGAAAAAACCGGAUGCUCUCGCAGGCUACUUCUACUCAGGUUUCAUGUGUUAUUAUUAAUCCACCCUUGUCACCAAAGGAUGGGGUGUUUAUGAUACCUAAGUGUGUUGGAUUUAUCAUAGUUGGACACGCGCGAUGGGAAACACGUGCAGAAUGGGCGUCGAGCGUGUCUGGCGCUCCUCCGGCUCGUUUCGCGCUUCCAUUCGCUCGCCUGAAAAACGCGAAAAAGUAACACCUGUUAUGCAGGCUACCUGUGCUAGUCUCAAAUGCCUGUUAAUGCCUGCUAAAUAGAGCCAAGAGAAAAUGGAGCUUGAAAAGUCGGAAACGAUAACAUUCGUCAUCUGAGGUCUUUAUUGUAUUAACAAUGAUCAUAUUUAUAGUUUCAAAACACACAAAGCGCAGUAUUUCUUGAAUAACACUGACAAAGAAUCAUGGAAAUGUGGGUGUGUUGACACUCAACGUUUACCAUCUUUUUUUGUCCGACACAUAAAUAUAUCCAUUAUGAUUUGAACACUCACUACACAAAACGGCGUAAACAAGGCCUAUGCCCAAGCUCCUAUCAAGUGCUUAACACAGUAAGAGGUUAACCGGCAUAGUUAGAUUUAUAUAUACCGCUUUCUUUCUUUCAGGUGGCCAAAUGUGGUCCUCGUCGUGUUCUUGUAGCCGGUAUUAUUGUUGGUAGCUCGUCUCUGAGCUUAUUUGGGUAAGUUACUAUAACCGAAAUUUAUGGUUACAGUAGCGAGAUAGAAAGUGCCAGGGAAUCUGCGCCAGAUGAAAUAACUGUUUUCUGAAGUUUCUGAAAAUGAGAUUUCAUUUCAUUUCAUUUUAUUUGUUUCUCCGAACCUUAGCAGAUGAUAAUACAGAAUAAGAUAUAAGGUGAAAAAGUAAGUAACAAAUAAAAUUUACAAGGAAAGAAAACGGAUACAAUACAAAAUUACAGCACUUAAAUGAAAUCACAUUGUAUAUAGGAAGGAGAGGAGAAGGGCACGUGCAGAUAAACUGUGAUUGUGUCCCUUAAAGUUAUGUAUAACUUAGUUCUUAAGUUGUUUGUUAAAAAAUAAGUCAAAAAAACAGAAAAAAUAGAAAAAUCAAAUGAAGUCUGGCAGAGCUAGAAAGAAUGCGGCCAUUAUGCCCGAUGGCUGCUGACCAUAAGAUGGGAUUAAAACAUAAACGUUAACUUUAGGCUCGGGGGACUUAAAAAAAAGGGACACAAACUUUUUAAGGUGGGAGGGGAAGCGUAAAAUUCGUGAAAUAUUAAUAAAAGAAGUAGGAAAAAACGGUGAAAAAAGAGAGCAAAGCCUUGCCAGGGAAUCGAACCGCGCGUCCCGACUUAAAACUAAAAAGCUAAAAAAAAAUGUACAAUAGAACUAUUUACAAGUAAAAAGUAGGAAGACACGCAUAUGAUCUUAGCUAAGGAAGAAUUAAGAAAGACAAAUCUUGAUUGUGCCAUGGGAUGGUAUAUGACUGGAGCGUUUUAAUACUACCACAAACAUUUUUUUAAAUUAGCACGCGCAAUAAUAUUGUGUUUCUCACAGACUGGGUGGUUUGACGUCUGAUGCAGUGACAUUCGUGUUAGUAAGUCUAAGCCUCAGAAUUGUGUCCGCUAUCGCAGCAGCGGCACUUCUAACGGCCAAAUUUGCCAUAGCAAUGGAAGAGUAUUCCGGCGAAGAAUUGUCAACUGUUGCGGUAUGCAUUAACGUUUUAUUACUUAUUCGUUUUUUAAGCUCAGAAUAUCCUCAAGCUUAAAUUUUAUCCCUUUAUGAGCUCAUUAAGGUGAACACCGUAAGAUCCAGUCGCCUCGGGGUAGUCUAUGAGCAAAAGAUGAGGGGUGGGGCCCGCUUUCUUUCUCGACACACGUUCGUUCGUUGUUGAAGGAGUGAAGAGAAACUGCUGAAAUUAACGAAUAAAGAAGCCUUGAAUGUGCUCUGUUCUGUUGUAAAAUGUGCAGGGAGCGGCUAGAGCACGAAACAAGUGUGGGGGGGGGGGGGGAAACGAGACGUCGUCGAGUGUUUCUCCUUACUUCUUGAGCGCUCUAUCCUCUUCUUUAAGUGCAUUACAACAGAAACAGAGCACAGUCCCGGCUUCUUUAUUUGUUUUAUGAUAAAGAAUUCGUUAAAUUCCCCACAACUUUCUUUCUAAUAUUCAAAACAAACUUGCUUUAGCUCCGUAUUGUAUGCUGUCAUAAAGCACGCUUAUUCAACCAAUUAGAGUUCGCGUUAUAUCUGAACUUUACAAUAACGUAUAAUAAAAAUCCUCUUUCCCCGCUGCCUUAUGCAUGUUCUCGCGCAUAGAGAUUUGAUUAAAGCUGUCUUUGGCAUUUAUGGGAGGAAAUGAUAAGUCUCUUGGCGACAGCUCUUAAACUUUGGUUGAUUCUACCGCAAUAAAAUGCUUAUGAGUACUACUGAAAGUCUUAGAGUCAGCUUUAAAAAUUCCAAAAUAGCACAUAUUACAAUUUCUCACAUUCUAAAACAGGGCAUAAUGGAAAGUUUUACUGGUGCUGGCACUGCUAUCGGCCCCGCAAUUGGAGGAUUUCUUCGGCCGGUAGGUUUAUCUGAUGAAUUGUACUUGAUUUACGAGUUUGAUACAGUAACAGUGUCGUAACAGUAGGUCUCGGAGUUUACUACAAAGUUAAAAAAAUCAGCAAAACCCCUGAAUGAGAUGUACCGUAUUUAUUCGAUUAACCACCCUGAGCGCUUAUUAAUUUUUUUGACCUUGAGAGUGGGCGCUUAUUCAAGGUUGGCACUUAUUCGAGGCUGGGCGCUCAUUAAAUUUCAUCGUUUUCAGCAAUAGUGUAGUAUGUUUAUUUUGCAGCAAAAGACAAUAAUUGGUAAGAACAAAACGCCAAGAUGUAAAUGAUCAAUACUCUGAAGAAAACCUCGUCUUCGGGGAAGUCUUAUAAGUACUUAUUCAUUUUUGGGGGUGGGAGGGGGAAGCCGGGUGGGUUUUGGUUGUGGGCGCUUAUUUGAGGUUGAGUGGAAGGGGGAGGGGUUGGGCGACUAUUAACUCUUUCUGCCUCUAGUAUGGGCGCUUAAUAGAGGUGGGCGCUAAUUCGAGGUUGGGCGCUUAUUCGAAUAAAUACGGUACAUGUACGUUUACUACAACACUUUCGGGUUUAGGUCUGAUGAUCUUUGCGAAAAGCAGUGGGGGUUCGUUCAAUACGUCCUUUUAAAGUGAUUGGGAAGGAUGAAGGAUAUAUGAUUGAAACGCUUAACUUCACGUUUCUACUACGUAAUCUGAACUGAGGCAAGUUGUAAGCACAGCCAGCAUAGGCUGAAAAGUUUUUAAAGGAACUUGGUGGGUGGUCCUCCCAAUACUGAAGAGGCCACGACCUCCCAUCAUGGUCGAAGCUGUUUUUGUUUAACGUUCGUCUCCGGGUCUCCUAUUAACUGAGCUAGCUCGGUGUGGAUAGAAUAGGUUGCUUUUACUGAGCAGUAUUUCCAAUUUAUUUUCAUUUUACCUUUCUUUAGUCUUCCCACGUACUGUCAUAGUAUAAAAAAUUGCUACGCCCUUGGCAAUUGUGAUUUAAAUCAGACCUAGGGCUUAAAGUGUGGGGAGGAGUUGAUUUCAUUCUAUCCAUAACUAUAACAAUAUUCUGUGUGAUUGGCUAUCAGCUACCCUGAUAUUAGUAUUAAUAUUACAGUACGCUAUGCCUAAGUACUUAGAUAGUGCGCGAAUCGCGCGCCCACUUGAAUGGGUUUUUUCUUCACUCCUAGCAAAAAUCUCUCGAAAUAUCUCGAGUUUUAAAGUUAAAAAAGCUGGAAAUAUCACAAAUUGCGUUUUAGUUAUGAUUAAUUGGCAACAGAAAUCCGUGUCGUCCAAUUCGGUCUGUAAUCAUUCUCGUGAUUAAACAAAUCGAACUCCUGGAACCUGGUCGCCCGAUUUACUAACUCACUUGUAUGAUCGCAGACCGAAGUGGAAUCCACUCAGUCCUAUUACCAUUAUUAAUCAGUUUGUUAUGUCUGUUUAAUCAGAUUGGUGGUUACAAGCUUCCAUUCAUUGCCAUGGGAUGUCUGAUGUUGUGUACUCUGCCACUUUUCCUCUUAACUUUUCAUUUGAUAGGAACAAAGAACCAAGGUUUGAAAAAAUGUGUUGAAUUCUUUGUUACCAGAGAUAAGCCUUUGUAGCUGUGAUUAUUAGAGCUUUGGGGGUUGUAAGCUACGAUUUGAGGCGGUAGCUGGAUCGGGUAUGCGUUAAAUGUCCAUGUUUACGUAUUACAGAAAGGAGCCCCUUAUAGCAAUUGCACACACUCUGAGAAGGGCUCUGAGGUUGCGGGUAACCAGCGAGCAAACUCCUCUAUUUUUCUCCCCGCCCUAGAACCCUAUAGAGCCCCCUUCCUUCGGACCCCACCACCCCCCCCCCCCCCCUCCCUCGGAAAGCCAAUUAAUUGAUUAAUUAAUAUCAAGAACUAAUACUGCCAAUGCGUACACCAAGAGUGACCUAAGUCGAUAAUAAUAAUAAUAACAAUAAUAUUGUAAAUGAUGAUGAUGACUAUGAUGGUAAUGAAGUAAGGUUUAGUUUAACUUAAUUUAUUUCUUAAUUGCCAACGAGCAACCUCGGGAAGACGCGAGGCUGCGAUGCAGCAGCAUAAUAAAGCCGUGCGCAAAAGUUCCAAGGCAGAAUGAAUAACAUAAGGUAGUGUAAGGUAACUUUUGUGACGCAAUAAAUUACGGUAAUUCAUGAGCUUUCUUAACAAACUGAACAGCGCGCGCUAACAGGUAAAAUCCUUACUCGUUGGCACUUAGGGAUAGCUAUAGCUAGUAUAGUAGUUGCUAGCCCUCGAAACAAUAUCUUCAAACAACCGUGGUGUUAUGCAGCCUGUGUCUCAUGUCGCCCCAUAACACAUGAAGAUGAUUUACAAGUAAACACCAGGGAAAUGUAUGUUAACUAUUGGGCAAAGAAGAACAAUUAUACAACAGAGUAUCAAGAUUUUUCUCUGUAAAAGGCGAAGCGCACUUUGAUUGCUUGAUCUAGCCGUUUAACAACUGAAAGACCUACUUUAUUGAAAUUCGCCACGGUGUGUCAACACGGUGACAGUUAAUAAAACAGGACUAACGUCCAAAUUGCUGUCAACCCCUUCAUUACCUACCCUGCCCAUGGAAGGUUGUACUACACCACCGGGAUCUACGCCUCCUACUCUUUUCGAACAGCAGUGUGGGUUCUUUUAUAUCCCACAAGAAUCAGAACAGUAAAAGAGCUGUUAGACGGGACCUAUGGUUUUCCGUCCUUAUCCGAGAAGACUUGAAUGUCUAACCAUUUGCAUGUAGAUAAAACAACUGGCAAAAGAAAGAAAAAAAAAAAGAAAGAAAGAGAAAGAACAGUUGAACAAACUAAAACAAAUACUGACUGUCUAAAUUUCCCACUUUUUUUCCAUUCAUAUUCUGGUGAUUUAGGGUUUUUUUUAAUUAAUCAAAUUAGUUUUCUUGUUUGUAGCUAUUGCUUGAUGUUUGAGAAGAGAGGACAAAUAAAAAUAAGAUAUUUUUGUUUUAUAUUUUUUAAAUGUAGAAAAGAAAAAACUUUCUGAAGAAGAAUCAGUAUCCACAUGGCAACUCCUCAAGAUACCAGAAGUUUUCAUUGUAGGUAUGUUCCCCAUUUUCAUGAACUUUGGAACAGUCUGCAGCCAUGUAAGAUAAUAACAGAUAAUACAAUAACUUAUAAACUUAUCCUGAGUCUCAGUGUUAGAAACAAAAGGAUAUAAGAAAGAUAAAAAGAAAGUAACUUGUUGUAGGUAUGCUUCUCUGUCAUAAACUUGGACCAGUCUGAAUCUAUACAAGAUAAUAACUAAAAUAAUAACUGUUAAACUUAUCUAGAGUCUCAGUGCUUCAAAUACAUCGAUAUAAGAACGAUAUAAGAGAGAAUUUUUGUAAUGUACUAACGAAAACCUACAAUCGAAAAGAUCUUUAACGAAGAAAUAUUAUUAUUUUAAACCCAUCUCCCUAAAACGGUCCAAACUGGGUCUGACCAGUAUUUGUUUUAGACAACUGUCCCGGCGCCUUAUGAGUUUUAGGGAGGUGUCCGUUUUACCGAUAAUCAAAGAAAAUGACUGAAGAACUGCAGGGAACAACUCUAGGUGCCCUUUAAAGCGCCGCGUCUGUCCUUUAUAGCGAUGUGUAACUCGCUAAAGGGAUUUGGGGCUUCUACCAUUAAUAGUCAGUUUUGGUUCCGUCUCUGGACGGAGCUACCAUAAUAGUUCUUGGUUCGGCAUACUGCCUCUUAAAUGUAAUAAGAGUAAAUAGCUUUAAACGACAUAACGAUUAUUCUAAAAGUUAUUAUGCAUUUUGCCGCCAUAAUUCGCAAAGGCAAAAAAUGGUUGUGAUGCAUUCUCUCUGGUUGUGAUGUGGUUAAGACACAGAAAACAACAUUACAUUUCAUGCCUCUCAUGAACAUUAGGUUUUAGUAGGUUUUAUGCAGUUUAUUACGAUUUAAGUAGUCUAGGUAAUUUUUUUAUUUUAGUGUUGACAUAAUUGUUUUACUCUUUUUGGUAGGUUCAUGCACUUUUUGCAUGUAUACUUUAUGCAGUCUUAGUAUUUUCUUUUAAAUAUUUUUAUUUUUAAGCGCUGAUGAAAAUAGCAAUAUUGAUAUCGGCGCUAUAUAAGUACUAUUAUUAUUAUUAUUAUUAUUAUUAUUAUUAUUAUUAUCAUUAUUAUCAUUAUUAUUAUUAUUAUUAUUAUUAUUAUUAUUAUUAUUAUUAUUAUCAUCUCUUUAAUCACAGUCUUUGCUGGUGUUCUUUUUGUGCAUCAGCCGGGCGCAAACCAUGCACCUAGAGCGUCAGUCACUCAAGUCAAUCAUUCUGUUCAUACACUGAGCACGUUUCUGAGGAUUCGGGCAGAUCUUAGCAUGCAGAUCUUUUGAAUCUCUGUCAUAGUAGCUCUCUCUGAUACUGUCUUGAUGUUUUCUACCAUACCCUCAUUGUACCAAGCGCACCAACAACCACAGGGAUCACUACGGUUUUAAUAUGCCACAUUCUCUGUAUUUCUAGUUCUAGGUCUUUGUACUUGCUUUUUAUUAUUAUUAUUAUUAAUAUUAUUAUUAUUAUUAUUAUUAUUAUUAUUAUUGCCUUAAAUAGCGGUGGUGUUUGCGGCUUCAACUAACUAUAAUAAGCACACCAGCUAUAAGAGUUACAAAAUUAUAUCUAGGGUGUUUGAGAGGUAGAACCCCCCCCCCCCCCCAAUAUAUUGCUACCAUUACAGUAUAUCAGUAACUAUAUUGGAAAAAUCAUCCAGACGCGACGAGGUCAGUGCACAUGAAGUAAGUAUUCCAUGUCUAAGGACACUAUUUUGCAAAGAAUAUGAUCACGACUCAAAAACAAAAUAAAAUACCACUGCAACAUUUCUCAAAAUUGUGUCUCAAAAUGCACCGGAUUGCAUCUCAGCGCAUAUUCAUUACAAAACAUUUCCGGUCGGGGGGGGAGGGGGGUGGGGCAUGCCCCCGAAUCCCGCUAGGAAGCUUGUGGUCUUCGGCCACGCGGGACGUCUCCGCCGAACGAUAAAUCCUUGAUAGUACCCUGAGCUUUGAGGUGAUAAGGCUUUUAAUUCGGAAUUAUUUUGUCUCAUCACUGGCAGCUAUGUGUUAUUCUACGGCUGGUACUACUUAUAGCUUCUUUGAUCCAGUUUUGGGACCUCACCUACAGUCGGUAAGAUUUUUUAAUAAUAAUAAUAAUAACACUCAGUAAUAAUAAUACAACAACGGUUUAUUAGCAUUUCAUUAAAAUGGUUCGUCUAUGCUACAGUACUAACUAUUGACACUAACUACAACUAUGAAAAAAAAGUAGAACUCUAAUUUUCAUAAAUACAUACUGUAAAAAAGGGGGUCACACACUAACCUUGCUAAGGGCUACGCAAACCAAAUUGAAGAUGAAAUUCACUUUCUCUUCCACUCUUAAAAUAUUUAACACCUAGAUAUGAUUCUUUUCAUCAAAUAAAAAGAUAUUUUGCAAACUUUAAGCAAAUUAUCACUUUAGAAUGAUGACACUUAAUUUUUUACUAGAAAUGUACUUUUUUUAGUCCCUAUCCUUUUUACAAUACUAUAAUUAUUUAUAGUCAUGAAAAUAAAGGUUUUGUUGUUGUUGUAAUGUUUUUAAAACAAAUUUGGAAAAAAAAGUUUAAAAGUUCUUUUUCUCUCGCCACCUUUCUCUAUUAAAAAGUAGAAAAAGGCUUUUAUAGUCACUUUUCUUAAACUGAGCUACAGGGCUACAUUUUAUGCAUUGGUGUCUUAAAACCAAUAUCACUUAUACGACUCACCCCUAGUUAAGGAUAUGCUGAUGUCAAUUAAAUUGUUUAGGCACACUGCUGGUCGAUGAUACCACUUUCGUAACGUCUCCGAUACCGAAAUCAAGUUUAGUAUCAAUUUAAAAGUGAUGUCUGUUUUUGUACCUUAAAAAAGUGACAUUGUUGAUUUCUCCUGGCAAUAGACUUCGUAUGGCGCCAAUGAACACCUGCCAGUAGAUGGAAAGAUUUUCUCCAUUUUCAAGAUGUUUCAACUAAACUCUUUACUAAACCCGAGCAAGCCCACUGAUUAUCCUCCCUGUCAUCCUUAACCUCAUGCUCGGCUAUCAUUAUUUUUUCUUUUAUAGAUUUCUUAAUUUAUAACGGCAACCGAACAGAGAGGAGUACAAUAUAUUUGGUCUGAAAUCAUUUGCGUGAUUUUAAAACAGGACGAGCGCGCAGUGCGAGUACGAUUUGAAAUCAUAAGUAUGAUUUCAGAUCGAAAUUGCACGACACGACGUUCAAUUACCACUUUAUUACAGUAAUUUUAAAAUCUUAAAAUUCAAUGAGUACCAAUGCCGGGUUGUUGAAAAAUGGAAACAAAAAGCCUGUUACAUAGAUCAUUUUAUAUUUGAAACAGAAACGAUGCUAUAUAGAGCAAAAAUGGUACGAUGUAGAACAGAAAUGAAGUGAUUUAGAGCAUGAAUGGUGCGAUUUUGAACAGAUGUGAUUUAGAGCAAAAAAUAGUGGGAUUCGUGAAAAAAUCACGCUGCUGAGACCCAAUCAUAUUGUAGGGAUCACCACUGAUUUCAAAAGAGAUUUCAUAAAGUGUGAAAGCUCUUUUCAAACCGAAAAGAAGCUCGUCGUGAUCAGGGAAAAUAAUAAAAAGCUCAGCGUUUAUCAUUUCUAACGAGACGCCGAACGCUCGAAUUAAAAAGUAAACAGUAGUACUGCCAACUUUUAGACGAACUCUGUUUAAUGAACCGUACUGUUGCAGUUUUCAGCCGAACAAGAAAAGGGCACCAAAAUGGACUAUAAGAGGUGUCGGAUGGGUGUGGUUGGACAAAUUUACUGGGCCUUGCCCGUUUGGAAUGGAAUGAGAGUAAUUUAUCUUUGGAUUUUCGAUAGCUUGUUUACAGACUUUUUUCGUUUUUCUUCUUUAUUAAGAAUUCGUUUGCCCUUGCGGUCACUGAAUAAAUCCCCCGCGGUUUUUAGUUUCAUACGCGCGUUCGACAAAGUCUAAAGAGAAAAUGGAGGGUCCGUGAACAUGCUACAUUUCCAUCUGUUGCGGAAAUGGGCUUUACCAUUUGAGCCUGUAAGCGUACUUUCCGACCCUUCCUUGUAAAUAGUAAGUGCUCCCUCUUUACGCUGAUAUCUUUGCUCAUGCGUCUGUUACAUGGCAAAUGCAAUUUUUGACGUUUGAGCAUGAUGAAGAGUUUAAUAUUCUGAUGUUCUGUCUUUUAGGCAGUAGGCAUGAGUGUGACAGACGUUGGCGUGGUAUUCUCCUUUUACGCUACAGUCUAUUGUGUUCUUACACCUUUCUUUGGAUGGAUUCUUAAGAAGACCGUAAGAAAACACCACAAUUAUCUUUUAAGUCUGGUUCAUAAGCUGCAAGAGGUCGGUCAUUUUGGUGAUCGAUCUGGAAAGAAAAUGUAUAGAAAACCUAGCCCGCAAUUGCGCAAGCUAUAGAAAACCCUAAAAUCAUUUCGACCAGAUUGCGCUGACAAGUUGCAGAGAGAACCAGCUUUAAUUCGUUUAUGAAGCUACUCUUUAGUCUUAGUUCAAUUCCCUUUUAGCCCAAGAAAAAGGCAUCCUUUCUUGAGGUACAUGUCGGAAUCUCUUUUGAGACAGUUAGAGUUGGUUCCAAGUCGCCCAAGAAAUAAGAUUGGCGGGGACAUAAUCAUUGAAAGGACCACUUAGUUUCGCCAUUAUGGACUCUUAGAAUUUCAAAUAGAUUUAAAGGGCAAAGAUACUUACAAGAAUGUUUAAUAAGAACAUGAUGAUAAUCCAUAUUGUCGCAUUAUUUUACCUUUUUUAGCAUUGUUACCGAUUCAUGAUAACCUGUGGCCUCAUCGCCACCGGGAUCAGUUACUUGCUACUAGGACCUGUUCCAUUCAUGGCCUCGAUAGUGCCCGCAAAGUAAGCAGAAAUUACAGUUUCAAGCCUUGUUCCUUAGUUCGUAGAAAGAGUCUCCUACUCCUGCCCUUAAACGUCAUUUCGGGACUAAAAGUCUCAAAUAAGUAACGAUUUUGAAUCUUUUAUCAAUAUUAGGAAACUUAAGCAGCGACGUUUUUGUGACGUGCGUCAGCGGGAAGUGGACUUUUUGCACUUCUUGGGCCCGGGGGAAGGGGGGGGGGGCGGUACUUGGGUUAAUGUUUGCUGGGUAUGUGCCACUGGCCUCUCAGAGCCCCUACCCCAUCAUAGUCUAUUUUUUGGGCAGCUAUAGACCCAUCUUAUCACUUUUUGGAAAAUGUAAUUUUCGCGAUCCCAACUUAGUCACUUUCUAUUUGUACAUCUACCUUUAUCAAUGUGGUUUCAAGCGGCGGAAUGUACAAUGCGAGCUUAUUGUUAAAUUUAAUAAACAAGAACUUUCUGAUUUUUUAACCGAGAAUCUUCCCAUUUUGAAUCCCUACUCAGCCCAAAAAUUCGAAAAUUUGCGACCCCAUUCUAGAAACUCUAUUGAAAAUGCAACCCCUUUACAGUCAAUCCCGUCGUAAAAAUGCGACCCCAUCCGCCGGCACAUCCCUAUUAGCCUCUUGUAAGGGAGUACCCCCCUCCCCGGGCUCUUGAGCCGUGACUUUGAACAAACUUUUGGGCAAAUCGUCACUAUAAGAGUAAAGAAACAAUACAAAUAUGGUAGCGUUAAGGCAUAUUAAAAGAGAAAAAUGCUCACUUCCGGUUGACAAGUGUCGCUAAAAAAACGUCGCUGCUUAAGUUCCCUUAUAGUCUCUCUAAACCCCAUGCAUAUUCCUGACAUAAUAAUUCAUCUUUUCCAUUUGGUUAAUGGGUAUACAAAUUUACCAUCCAUCUUUUCUUAUCACGAAAAGGCUUUAUUCUGUGCUAACAAGCCAUGUUAUUUCCUUUUACAGUGAGACAUGGUUUGUUUAUUUGAUUAUGGGAGCAAAUGGCGUUUUUCAGGGAGUGUUUUGGGUCACCAUGUUACCAAUUUUAAAAAGAACGAGCACGUAAGUAUUUUGCACAUUAUCCAGUAAAUAUGUACAAGGUCGAAAUCACUUUGUUUUUUCACUGAACAAAUCGAAGUUUCCGAAAUGAAGCUAUGAUAAGAUAACUGUAAUUAGCAGAACUUCUGAAAGUUUCGUUCUACUCGAUUGUACGAUAAAAAACAGCGAUUGGUGAUCUUUCUUUUAAUUGUGUGGCUUUUUAAAGGUUACCCAACCAAGAUUGCUCAUCUGAUUUUGUACCUAUAGUGAUAAAAUUCACAUUGUCUGACUGCAUUUGUUUAUUUACUUGUUGAGUAUUUGUUACUUUAUACACCGAGCCUUCCAAGAAAUACCUCUCUUGUUUUACACCAAGUCUCACUGGAAAUCUCUCUACUGUUUUAGAUUACGUGGGAUUCCCGACAACUUAGCGACAAAUGGCAUUCUAUCGGCAUUGGUUGUCACCAUGACAAAUAUAGGGUGAGUUGUUCGUUGAAACGUCUGUUUAUUUCUUCUGGUUCUGAUUACAGGACACAAGAAGGAAAACUGCUUGUAACCUAACGCCUUUGGAGGAUGAGGAAAAAGUCCGACUGGGGGAAACCAUAGGAUAGUUCGUCUUAAUUCACUCAUUGCUAAGAACGCCACCCUAAACCAAAUAUUGGGGAGGGAUACUAGCUGGAGGGUAGUUUCUUUAGAAAGAGUCUUGCGAGGGAUUUUUUCUCUAGGCUGGAUGUCGAGUAGGUCCGAAAGGUAGGAUGGUCCGAGCUUUAGGUAGCAUAGUCUAAUUGAGCUGGAUUUGGGAGAGGGUAGUCCCGGUCAUAAGUGAGUCCUCUAGCCAAGCAUUGAGCGUUUCUACAGGAAAUUACGAAAUUCGAGUGGGGACAACAGAUUCCAGACUUUUUCGGCAGGCGAACGUCGGUCUUCGGAAUUUGAACAUCAGACCACGUACAUUGAACGUCGAACAUCAGACAGCGGACAACGGACAUCGGAGACUGUCAACAGACACUAACAACGAACGUCGGAGAUCGUCGGGACUUAAUGCGGCAUCAGACUUGGUUCGGACCUCAGAAUUCAAUCCUUGACGCCAUGUUGUAGAACAAGGAAACAACUACCUCGGAGUUAGUGAAACCUUCAUUGAAGUCGUCCUUAACUAAGUUUUUUCUAACAAGACCCCAUCUUUCUGUGUUGCUUAUAUGUAAAUAUGCAAAAGGCAAUUCGAGACGCAAAACAUUCAAAUGAUGAUUAAAGGUACCGCUGCGUUUACUAUGUAAACUUUUAAUUUAACCUAAAUAUGGAUUGAAAAAUUCUUUAACAACAAUUAAACUUGUUUAGUUGGUGUGAAAUACCAUGAUGCUGUGAGGGACUUGGCUUGCUGCCACUGACAGCACUAACAAAGACGUGCCAUACAAAUCUGAGGUGCUGAGACUGAAUUCUAAAGUCAGAGUUUCAAAGUCUGAAGUCUGAAGUCCGAUAUCUAAAGUAUAAAGUCAGAAGUCAGAAGUCCGAAGUCUGAAUUCUGAAGUGUGAAGAUAAAAAUCAGAAGUCAGAAGUCUGAGAAGUGUGAAGUCGGAAAUCCAUUCCCUUUUUUCGUAGGGAACAUAGCAACCAAAACUUUUUAAGUUUGGGUCCAACUCAAUAUUAUUUGUAAAACCUAGUAGGUUUCAUGCACAAAAGAAACUGUCAGAAUGCAAGACUUUUUUUUUUAGGUUAGGGGCAUCAUAGUACCUCACAAUACUUGUUUACUUUGGAAGGUCAACUGUGACAACACAUUUUUCUGAAAUACCGUCUCAGUUGUGCACUGAAUGCUAUCCUUAUAACUAACAAUUUCCUGAUCUCCAAUUACAGAGUCACGAUAGGACCCACUCUGGCGGGAAUAAUGGAUGAGAAAUUAGGAUUUUCUUGGGCCGCAACGGUAAGAUGUGCUUGAGUGACAGGAGUCAAAAGCGGAAAGGUGUCGCAAGGAGAACGAAAACGCGAUGGAAAUUUGUUUUCUCCGUUCCUUUUGUGCUUUUCGUCUUCUCUCCCCUCCCUCCCCCUUUACGCCUGCAAGUCGUACGCUACGAUGAGGUGGAUUUGCAUUAUUGAAUUAAAAAAGUAAGGAGAAGAGUUUGGAGGCAAAUUUCGCGUUGAAAUGAAGGAUAAAGAAGUAUUAUGUCAGAAAGCAGUCCCAAAUCCCGUAGUGAAUUCCUAAAACGAAGUCUCUGCUACAGUGGGGCAUAGUUGUUGCAGCUCCCAUAAUGCCAGAGCGACUAGUUCUCUCACUAAGUUUAGAAAUGUAAUCAAUUGCCAUAAGGAUUACAUCUUACUGGACCACAUCUCGUCUUGGGCUUCGUAAAAAAAAGAGAUCCGGGUACGAGACUAGUCUAUUAAUUUAGAUGGCCUAUUGUGACUAAUGUUUUUACCGUGUCUAUACAAGAGAGCCGAAUAAUUAAACUUGAUUAUCCUCUCUUGGUCCAUGUACUGAGUGUAUGUAUGCAUGUACAAAGGGGGAACGGAGGGUGGGGGCAGGGUAUGGCCAGGGACACAGAUCUCAUAUAGACUGCUAACAUUCCCUCGGGAUUGUCCUGCAGGCGAUUGUUUGUCGUGCGAGCGAGCGAGGCAAAAGCACGCAAGAGAAGGCGGAAAGUGUGCGUUUACCUCAUUAGCUCUUUAGUUAGAAUGCUCGGCCAAGCAACAAUCUGAGGGACUGCUAGCAGUACAGUCAAACUUCUUUAAUACUGACACCAAUAGGGCAGAAUCAAUUGUGCGCUUUACAGAGGUGUCCGUAUUAUAGAGGUAUAGGGAAUGUGCGAUUUUUUGCAUUUCUGGGACCAAACGAACUGUCCGUAAUAGAGAGGUGUCCGUAAGGAGAGGUUAGACUGUAUACAAAUCUCAAAUAUUGCUUUCUUCAUGGAUCUGUGCGUCUUUGCUUGACAAAAUCCUAAUGUGGUGCAUUAGUAAUCUGCUUUAUCAGUUCAUAAAGUAGAUGUAGAUGUAGAUGAAACACUAAGCUUUUCGAGAUGUCAACCUAAACUAACCAUUAAUGUUUACCUCUGUUGUAGAUUGAGGGCCUUAUUUGUAUUUUCCAGGUAUUAUAUACUGUUUAUUGCUGUAAGGCUAUGUAAAUCGAGUCACAAGUCCAGAAGCAAGACCUCGGUCGUCCAAUGCAAAACGCAAGACACAGAUCGUUCCAAACUAUUUAAACAGAAGCAUCACUACCGAAUAUACAAUACUUUUCAACCUGAGCUUUUUUUCCUCAUAGGUCUUAUACAGAUUUUUUUAAACUUAAUUCUACAGUCCACUGCAAGUAUACCGAAAUUUGCCUUUAAAAAGACUGGGUACUUACAAGCAAUUGAACUGCUAUUUUGUUUGGUUUUUAUUUUAGGCCUUUCUGUAUUUCUUGGUUAUUUUGUUUGAAAAAGUCUCGAGAAGGUGAGUCCAUUAUUUUUGUAACAGUCUACAAGAAGAUUUUUGCCUUAAACAGGCGGCAACGGUUAAGAAAAGCCGUCUUGGUAGGGAGUACAGGUUGAUGUAAAGGGAGUUUUUUUCAACGUUACUUGCAUCUGUCUUGAAAUUGUUUGUUAGCGAGCGCCUGCUACUGAAAUGUUAAGGUUGAUUUUUUUAGUUCGUUCUUCAAGCAAACUAGGGUUUGCAUGGUGUAUUUUCGAUGAAAACGCGAGUGACAAGUUCAAACCUCUAGAAUUUCUUUAAUUUUAGGUAAAGUCAUAAGAUGAUGAACUCAGAACUGGUCCCGGUUUUCGAUCAAUCUGAACUCAAGAAGCUUGAGAUCUAGAGAAGCAAUACAAAUAAAUGCGCAUAGGAGAAUAUUAUUAGGAGGAAAGAUGACAGCCUUGCACAAACAUGGAGCAAAAUUCUAGUUUUGAUUCUUCUAUUCACAGUUUUAGUUUCUUCGUAAAUACAUUUGAAUUAAUUUUGUUUCAGAUAUGAAGCUUCUCCAGAAGCAGAUGAAGAAGAUGAGGAAAAAAAGGGUCUGUUGGAACUUGAUUCCGACUAAAUACUCCAAACUGUCUGAAUCCUACCAUGUUCUAUUUAUGGCCGAUGUAGGUGGUCAAUACAAACGUCAAGCCUAGUCAGAUGUCCUCGAAACUUAGCUACUUGGACCUAAAAUAUCGAGGAACAUUUUAAAAGUCACCACGACGUGUAUGUAAUUAAUGACGUUUCCAUGGCAAUCGACGUUAGACAGCCAUGUUUUCUAAAAAUUAUCAUCAGUUUAUCAAAUUUAUGAUUAUGACUAUAUUAAAUGUAAUUAAGGCUUUUCUAGUACUAAUUUAAGAAAAACGAGAAUUUUGUAAUGAUAAAAAUUAAAGGUCUUGAGUUUAGCAACGAUGUUCAUCUCUCACUAAACUUCAUAGCUGCCACACUAUUUCGCUUUUAGAACGUUGUUCUUCAAAACAAAAAUCAAGAAUUUGAUACGGCUAUCAAAUAAUCUAUUCUGCAAAUCAUUUUUACCAAAAUGAGUUUUCGCUAUUUUUUUUAAAUGAGAACAAGAUUUACUACAAGCUGGAAGUAAGGUCUUAUGGACUAAGAAAUAAGCGGCGCUGAUAUGCUAGCAAUAUUCUUUGCAGAAAAAAAUCUUAAUGGUCUUUUCAAUGGCGUUGAGUGCAUUUAAAACACUCUAACGGCAAAACUGCAGAAAAAUGCUGUUAUUUGUUACAGAUGCAUGCCAAGUUACAGUUGCACCUUUCAUUCCGCGCAUGACGUCAUUACUGUUUUUAAGGGAGUAGUCAAUAUUUAUCACUAGGGGGGGUCAGCCUCGUUCCCAGUCGUCCUCGGCGAUUUCGGCUGUGACGACACCUGUCAACACCUGUCAAGCUUGUCGCACUCGGUUCCAAGCCUCCGGAUAGCGCGAACUGGCCUGGUUACGAGGCUGCAGGGGUGUUAGAGGAUUUUGGGCCAAACAAGGUAAAAUAGCGCCGAUCUCCCUUUAAAUAUUGUUUCACUGGGGUGAUCUCCCCUCAUAACUCUUGAUUACUUACGUCAUCCCCCGUAAGUUUUCGCACCAUCCUUGAAAUUUAUAUUUACCUUUAUCAGUAGGCCUGUAUGAGAAACUACGGCUUUUGGGCGGCUAUUUUCUCUAUUGUUCUCCUGUAAUAUUCCAUAAACAGAUGAAGAAUUAAUGAAACCAAUCAGAUGCUAUUUGAUUCGGAUUUUGGGAAGACAGGAACGCAGGCAGUAAAGAGACUUUCCUUAGUUUCUCUAACUUUAAUUGCCUUCAUGUCAUAUUGAAUUUGAUUUCACCUAAAAUAACCAAUCGUAGUAAAGUGCUUGCUUUUCAGGGAUGCAGAAGUUUUGCUGAACAACCUCUACGUCUUAAAAGGUAUUAAAAAACGUAAUGAAAUCUCCUUGAUACGGGCACCAAACGCCAUAGAUCAACUGAAGUGUCCGUAUUGAAGGGAUAGUUAUUGUAUAAAGUUAAAUACUUUUUUGGAUCAGUGUAACUGUGAGUAAAAGAGGUGUCCGUAUUUUAGAGGUAGAGAUUUUCUACAGUUUGGCAUCUUUAGGAACUUAA